Messenger RNA from Pseudomassariella vexata, 1923 nucleotides. Its product is annotated as major facilitator superfamily transporter. Lineage: Eukaryota; Fungi; Ascomycota; Sordariomycetes; Amphisphaeriales; Pseudomassariaceae. Gene Ontology annotation, biological process: transmembrane transport. The transcript has 3 exons. Bases 44 to 1588 code for a protein of 514 amino acids. The record is from RefSeq and is a predicted model, not a curated record. Gene Ontology annotation, cellular component: membrane. Gene Ontology annotation, molecular function: transmembrane transporter activity.
GCAUACUUUCCAGCGAUGCUCAUGAACGUCAGAUCAAGACAACAUGAAUACCAGCUGCGCUCUGAUGGAUGCCGACAGCGUUGAAGAAGCCCAAGCCCAGGCCGACAGGAAUGUGCGCCACGGCUGUCAUCGUUCAGUGCCACGAGAGGUGGCCGUUGGCGCUCUAUUGGGGCUGCUCCUUCUUGUCAAUCUUGCGAUCAGCCUGUAUCAACUCCCACUGAACCGCGUCAUUGAGCGGAGACUGUGUCGCGAAUACUACACCCAACAUAAUCCUUCCGCGAUUGGGCGCGAAGGGAAUGUUGCCGAGGAGCUGUGCAAGAUUGACGAGGUGCAACAGGAUUUAGCUUGGAUUCAAGGUGUUAUGGAGACAACAUGGAUUGUUGGGGACUUGGUCAUGACAAUACCGCUGGGUUUUAUGGCGGAGAAAUACGGUCAACGAACCAUUCUGUGGCUCAAUCUCGUCCCUCGCAUUUUCAUGCUAGCUUGGGCUGUUAUCGUAGGGUAUUUCGAACAAAGCCUGCCGACCAAAGCUUUUAUUGCCGGUCCGACUCUGUCGAUACUAGGCGGCGAUUGCGUUUUCAAUUCCAUCACCUACUCUCUCGCCGCCGGCAUCACUGAUGACAACGUUUUGCGGGCUACUUAUUUUGGGUGGAUGAGUUCUGUAUCCUACGUUGUCGCCCUGGCCGGUCCAGCUCUUGCAUCCGCUUCGAUGACCGUUUUGCUCUGGCUGCCUUUCUGGCUGGGGAUAACCCUGUUGCUACUUGCUAUUCCGACCAUUUUGCUUCUCCCGAGCGACUCCGGUGUACUGAACUCCAGCCCUUCGACCAGCGGUGACGAGGAUUCACACCCGCUGAUCUCAUCCUCAAUCUUGACAGCGCAAUCAUCUGACCAGACCAUCUUGAGAUCGAUAUCUAAACGCAUCGAGGCGUUGCGGUCUAUCUUAAGCAGUCAACCGCGCAACUUGAAUUUGCUGCUUAUCUUCUUCCUCCUAACUUCCUUGGCAAGUUCCGACACCAAGCUGCUGGCCCAGUACAUCUCCAAGCGUUAUCACUGGCCAUUCGCAUCUGCAGGCUACUUGCUAUCAGGCAAGGCAGUGGUCAACUUGACCUUACUCGCCGUCAUCAUUCCUAGACUCAUUCGGGCAAGACAUGCAUCUUGUCGCCUCAAUCCGCAAGGGGAGUCUCCAGAUCAAGUCAACAUCCGCUACGCCAACCUAUGUCUCUUGAUGUCAGUCUUGGGAGCACUGGCCAUCGCACUUUCCGCUAAGGUUUGGCUUCUUGUGCCAUCAUUGUUCAUCUAUGCCCUCGGCUCGGCGUUGCCCGUAUUUACACUUUCCCUGCUGAAAUCGCCCGCCGUGACGCCGAAGCAGGAUGACCGCUUCGGCGACACAACGGAUCCUGAGACACAUAUAUUUUCCAUGGUCAUGAUGGUCAAGACAAUUGGUUCGCUUUUUGGGGCGCCGUUGAUGGUGGUUCUCUGGAUGCAGGGCAUUGGCAUGGGAAGUGCGUCGCUGGGCUUGCCGUACUUUGCGAGUGCCAUAGGAUACGUACUUGCCACCGUCGUCUUUUCAGGUGUGAAGGUGUGGUGAGGUGAGGGCAGUGUCAGUCCUCCGACCCUGAGUGCUCGUGAAGCUACAUAUCGAUUUCCAAAAACCCACCGGGGGCCUUUCGGCGGCCCUCUUGGUCACUCCUGAAGCCAUAAAUCCAGGCACUAACCAGCUAAGUGUUCUUUUCUCACGGUCGCAGUUCGACUGCCAGGAAACAAUCAAGGAACCCAUUGCGCCUAAGUACAACAGUACCAAGUCCCCAUCAAUAAUCGAUUGCCUCGAAAAGGGCAGGCGGGAAUAGAUUGCAGGUAACCGUUGACAUAAGAGGAAUAACACGUCUAAAUUCACAAAAUAGCAACCAAUUACAUCAAGUUUAC